This is a messenger RNA of Linum trigynum, 1661 nucleotides long. The record is from the annotation of a GenBank genome assembly. Lineage: Eukaryota; Viridiplantae; Streptophyta; Magnoliopsida; Malpighiales; Linaceae.
UAAGAAGAUUGGAACCCAAACCUUUAACUUUCGUUUGUUAUUUGCUAUUUCCUUAGUUAUUUUCUUUGAGAGUUCUUUGCGCUUUAUUCCUUUUACGAGAAAACCCUAAAAACACCAUCCCUACGUCACAUCACCGUAAUCGUUGGUAUUAGAGCCCCGUUAAUGUUCUGAGUAUCUCUAUUGGCGGGAGAAGCUGGGCAGGUAAUCUGGCAACUCCGGCAGUCUGCCAGGACGAGGUUUACCCUCGGGGGUUUCGAUCCAGCAGUCUGUGCGCUACUCGAGCCAUGUUCGGUCCUUCCAUCAAUACUAGGUUUGCCGCCUCCAGCUGAUGAUGCGACAACCGAGGAGCUAAUCCUAGUUCCGUCCCCGUCAAGCUUUGCGCAACUAACUAUCGCACCCGAGAUAGCCAUGAUCAACGAGAAGGAAGAGGACCCCGUGGAUGUUGUGCUUCCGUGUUCAAGCGAGCCACCUGAGCUCGACGAAGAAGCACCACCCGUUCAUGGAUUCGUCUACCUUUGUGGACCGGAUUGCCGCAGAACGUCCACCAUCAUCACCAUUCAUCUUUGGCGCUGCUGUAGACGAAAAGUUAGCGACAUUCGUGGCCGCUCGCCCAUCAACCGGAGAGCUAGCCCUAGCUCCAACGACCACCGUCAUUCAUCCAUCAAUCGUGAACAAACCUGCACCUGUGAUCAUCAACACUAUCAACAAUGAUGGCGAUGGCGCAACAAUUCCGCUAAACAUGAACACCGAAGUUUGCCUCAUCACGGGGAGAUUGGCUACCGGAGAAAGAGGAGGAAAGGAGGAAUCAAAUCGUCAAAGCCAUAAACUGAACCGACCAACAGGGGCGACAAGGGAUUCACGUUGAAGGAUGGUGGCAUCACUGGAAAGAACCCGGAACGAGAGGAGCAUAGGGUUGGAAGGGAGGAUCACGUGCAUGGCACGGAAAAAAAAGCCGGUAUGGAGUGUCGAAGAGGCCUUAUUUUGGACUCAUUUUGGAGGAUCGUGAUUUCGGAGAAGAGACCAAAGCAACCUUGGUCACGGAAUCAUGGGCCGCGCUGGAUUUGAAAGGAAGGGAGAGUCUUUAUUUUGCAGCGAAGGUGUUCGAUGUUAGGAUUGGAAGCAAGGUGAACGUUUGGAAGUGGCGGGCGUGGGAUCGUGAAGCUUCUUAUACUCGAGCUAUUUUGACUAACAUGAAAUUCGUCGCUACGGGUUCUGAACGGCGAACAUUCGACUGGGAAAGGAAGUGCAAGCAGUCGGCCAAGUGUGCAGGUGAGAAUGGGGAGAUUCAAAAUGACUUCAACAUUUGGAGAGAUGAUUGUGUUGGUGUCGUAUCUGUGGUAUCCUUGAUGAGAAGUUUAGCAUCAAAAUCACCCUGGGGAAGCUAUGAAACCGUCGUAGAAGGAGAACCGCGAGCAUCCACAGAGGGCCGACUGGGAAGCUCGAGUCGAUCGGCUGAAUCGGUGGCUGCCCUUGGUGACGCUAUGGUAGACUCUUCGGGGGGGGGGGGGGGGGGGGGGGAGGAUUGCGCGCGUGGGACGACGUAUCGGAUGGAGUUUAGGUUGAGGGACGAAACGGCGAGGGUUCCUAGCGUACUCACAGCGUCCUCUAGGCCAUCAUCGACAGUGAAAUCCUCAAUCGAAGACUAAAGGGUGUUUAAUGAC